Messenger RNA from Monascus purpureus, 651 nucleotides. Lineage: Eukaryota; Fungi; Ascomycota; Eurotiomycetes; Eurotiales; Aspergillaceae. The record is from the annotation of a GenBank genome assembly.
AUGGCUGCUAACAGGCAGGGCAAGAUGCAAAGCCUCAUCAACUAUCGGAUGAGGGUGACCCUGAAUGACGGCCGACAGAUGACGGGACAAAUGCUCGCCUUUGAUAAGCAUAUGAACCUCGUUCUAGCGGAUACAGAAGAGUUCCGUCGCGUAAAGAGGAAGAGCAAACCGGCUGCCGGCCCCUCGAACGCCCCUCUGGUCGAAGCCGAAGAAAAGAGAACCCUCGGACUUACGAUUGUGCGCGGCACGAACGUUGUUUCAUGCUCUGUUGACGGACCUCCUCCUGCAGACCCCUCCGCUCGUCUUGGAACAGGUGUACCUGGUGCUGCAGCUGCAGCCACUCUUGCUGCUGGCCCAGGUGUUAGUAAGCCCGCCGGCCGAGGCCUUCCUAUCGGACUGGGUGGCCCUGCUGCCGGUGUUGGAGGACCACCGCCGCCUGCUGGGUUCCCAGGCUUCCCACCUGGUGGUUUCCCUGGAGCGCCGCCCCCGGGAUUUGCUGGACGUGGUGGACCACCAGGAGCUCCUCCUGGCUUUGGACCACCUCCAGGAUUUGCUCCACAGGGUGCACCUCCGGGAGCUUUCCAGCCACCACCGGGAUUCCAGCCGCCGGGAGGACGAGGAUUUCCCCCACCAGGGUUUGGGGGUAGAUAA